Molecule: messenger RNA, 1995 nt
Organism: Medioppia subpectinata
Lineage: Eukaryota; Metazoa; Arthropoda; Arachnida; Sarcoptiformes; Oppiidae
Source: the annotation of a GenBank genome assembly
AUGGACAAAAAGCUUAAAGCAUAUAUCACACGCAAAUUCCACAGCACCUGGAGUACAGGCCUGCAAGAGUUGGACCGGUUUUGCGCCAAAACUUAUAUUUUCAUUACUCGCAACUCUCAUGACUAUACCAACGGCUAUAUCAGUCGCCGACAAUUGAUUAUGGUAAUUAUUAUGCGGCUUAGUGCCAUGGUAUUUACCGCACGGUACGCCUGGGCGGCCAUACAUGACACUCACACUACUCGUACACGACUGGCCAACACUAACCACUUGUUGGGCGGCAAUUCACGAGUAAUAUCAGCCCUGUUUAGUCUGAUUGGGGCACUCGUGUCGGCCAUAGCGCUCAUCACCAACUAUAUGGAGUGGACGGGUAGUCACCAUACCAUCAAAUUUAUGAACGAUAUACAGUGCAAUAAAGUACAGGUGCCUCUCAACGAGCAUAAUCAAUUGAGAUUCACGAAACGAGCCCACGCAUUGACCAACCUGGUAUUUGCCGGCUCAGUGUACUGUUUAUUGUCUAUGGCUUACGUUAAAUACCAAUUGCAAGAGAUUAACGCGGAAAUAGUGGCCGGGGUAAAAGCGGGCAACACCGGCCUUGUUUUGGCCAGUAUUAAACAUCAUUACAGCGUGGUGAAAAAUAUCCACUUGCUAAAUAAUUCAUAUAGAAGUGUAUUACUUGUGCUGUAUAUGGUGUGCACACCGGCCGUGGAUCUAAUGAUAUACCUGUCCAUUGGUGGUCACACCAGCAACCCGUGGGCGCGGCUAUUCCUGCGGGCUCUGGACGACGGUCUGGCGCUAACACCACCGAUGGGUUGGCUGUCAUGGGAGAGGUUUGCCUGUCAAGUGGAUUGUGUGAAAUACCCGCACAGUUGUAUCAAUGAACAGCUGUAUAAGGAUAUGGCCGACAGGUUUGUGGCCGACGGGUACCACAAGUUGGGCUACGAAUACAUCAAUAUUGACGACUGUUGGAGCGAAAAGGAAAGGGAUGCCAACCAUCGACUCGUGGCCGACCGGAAACGCUUCCCGAGUGGUAUCAAAGCUCUGGCCGAUUAUAUGCACUCAAAGGGACUCAAACUCGGCAUUUAUGGUGAUGUCGGGAACCUUACGUGCGGACAAUACCCUGGUCAAAAUAACCACACCAAAGGUGGUAAAGACUUUUACGACCUAGAUGCUCAGACUAUUGCCGAGUGGGGCGUCGACUCAUUCAAGUCGGACGGCUGUUGGGAAGAGCCCCUGGACUUUGACGUGUUGUACCCAAAAAUGGGUAAAGCUUUGAAUGCAACAGGCCAUAAGAUGUUGUUCAUAUGCGAGUGGCCUUUCUAUCAAUACGUCUAUAGGUCUAAGAAUCCGGACUACGAGGCCAUCGCUAAGACAUGCCAUGUGUUCAGGAAUUACAACGAUGUGACCGAUUCCUGGGCCAGCAUUGACUCAAUUAUCAAAUAUUACGGCGAUUACAACGAAUUAUUCAAAAAAUAUAACGGACCCGGACAUUGGUCAGAUCCCGAUGAACUAACAAUCGGCAAUUGGGGCCUAUCAUGGGAACAGAGUCGCACCCAAAUGGCCAUGUGGUGCAUGUGGUCGUCCCCUCUAUACAUGUCCACUGAUUUGCGUAAACUUAAGCCCGAAUUCAAAGCCAUUUUGCAAAAUAAGGCACUCAUCGAAGUAGAUCAAGACAAACAUGGCAUUAUGGCUACCCGUGUGUUCAAAGACGACAACCGGCAGGUAUGGGUAAAACCGGUUGAACCCAUUGUGAACGGCGAGUGGUCCUAUGCCGUGGCCUAUUUGAACAAGGAGCUUUUGGGCGAUGCUAUACUUAUGUCCCACAAAGUGACUGAACUAAUCCCUACGGCUAAGCCUGGAGUGAAAUAUGAAGUGCACGACCUGUUCCUCGAUGAGGGCAGAGAAGUGUUGGGAACCCUUACCAGAGAUGAUAGUCUGGAGCUAAUGAUCAAUACGGCCGGCGCUGUCCGUAUGGUUAAGCUCUUGGUUAAGAAAUAA